AUGCUCUCUCGUUUAUUCCUUAGACCUUCGAAUCUCCGUCUCGUAACCCUAGCUUCAUCCAAAUUGAACAACUCUCAGAUCUUCUCCUCGUUUAUCCGACCGCUUUCCACUAACAGUAGCGGCGGCGGAAAUGACAACGGAAAUGGGGGUAAUCGGAGUGACGUUCCGUGGAAUUUUUCUGGAGUAAACGACGACAAGUCCAAUCCUUUCUCUUCCGAAGAUCCUUGGGCUUCCUCCGGAGUUGCAGGAUCCGGUUCAGCUGGUGGAGAAGGUAAAUGGCCGGAGGAGCCUAAGCGAUGGAAUUUGAAAGAGGUAGAGGAUAAGUCUGUGUUCGAUACCGGCGGAGAGGUGGCGGAAGGGAUUGAAACCGGACGUGAGAGGAGACCCAAUGGCUGGGAGGAGACUAAGCGAUGGAAUAUGAAGGAGGGAGAAGAUGAAGUCGUGUUCGGUACGAAUGGUUUUGGAACAAACGGAGAGGUGAAAUCUAAUGGAUGGGAAGAGCCUAAGCCAUGGAAUUUGAAGGAGGAAGAUGAGAAUGUUGUGUUUGAUCUGGGCGGCGAGAUGCCUCUUAGCUUUGAAGGCAGCUUGGAAAACGCGGAGGAAGAGCGUGCGAAGAAGGAGGCUAUUGAGAAAGAGGAGAAAGAGCUCACUGAGAUUAUCAAAGGUCCUGAUCGAGCAUUUGGAGACCUUAUUGCUAAGUCGGGUAUAACAGAUGAACUGCUAGAUAGUUUGAUAGCCUUGAAGGAUUUCCAAGGGGUUGAAGGAUUGCCUCCUCUGACUGAGAUUGAAAACAUGCGGCGUGAAAAGAGUUCAAAGAAGUCCUCAAGAGCUGAGAUAGAACUCCAGAUGCAAGAGGAAAUUGCCAAAUCGCGCGUGAGACACGUGGAUGAAACAGGUAGAGCCUAUGGAACCGGAAGAAGAAAAUGCAGUAUUGCCCGUGUUUGGAUUGCGCCUGGGAAAGGGAAGUUCCUUGUUAACGAAAAAGAAUUUGAUGUCUAUUUCCCUAUGCUUGAUCAUCGCGCUGCUCUUCUGCGCCCGCUUGCUGAAACCAAAACCUUAGGUAGUUGGGAUAUUAAGUGCACUGUUAAAGGCGGUGGUACUACAGGUCAAGUAGGAGCUAUUCAAUUGGGUAUCAGCAGGGCAUUGCAAAACUGGGAACCAGAUAUGCGAACAUCACUCCGAAAUGCCGGUUUCUUGACAAGAGACUCUCGAGUUGUGGAAAGGAAGAAACCUGGAAAAGCCAAGGCAAGAAAGAGCUUCCAAUGGGUCAAACGUUAA
This is a messenger RNA of Arabis nemorensis, 1278 nucleotides long. NCBI's taxonomy places the organism in Eukaryota, Viridiplantae, Streptophyta, Magnoliopsida, Brassicales, Brassicaceae. The record is from the annotation of a GenBank genome assembly.